This is a messenger RNA of Aspergillus uvarum CBS 121591, 830 nucleotides long. RefSeq lists its product as uncharacterized. The transcript has 3 exons. The record is from RefSeq and is a predicted model, not a curated record. Lineage: Eukaryota; Fungi; Ascomycota; Eurotiomycetes; Eurotiales; Aspergillaceae. The coding region runs from base 24 to 830 and encodes 268 amino acids.
CGAGAAUAUACUUCGUUCCCAACAUGAAAGUCUCUCUUUUCUUCAGCAUUCUUCCUCUUCCCCUCCUGGUGGUGGGUCAAACCACCUCGCAACAGAAUUUCGAUGUCCUCUGCCCCGCCGGAAACUUAGACACCACUGUCGGCACUACCAUGCUCAACGGCGAGCAGUACACCUACUACUGCAACCACCGGGCGACGACCAACGACAUGAGCAACCGCAAGAGCGGCAUCGCCGCGCCCGCCACUUGUGCCACCUAUGCCAGUGCCGCAGACAUCGGGGUGACCUGGUUGAGAUCGGGCACGUGUGCCACCGCCAGCAAAGGUCCACCGCACCCCGAGCCGAGGGCGAUUUUUUUCGAGAAGAUCGUCACCCCGCCUCCGCCGGACAGCUUCUGCUGUGUAGAGCGAGAUGAUUUGGAGAAGGAGCGGGAUGAACUACAGACGCAGCUGGAUGCGUGUGUGAUUGCGCGGGAUAAGUUCGAGGCGGAUCUUGCAACAUGUAAGGCUAGUUCUGGUGGUUCUGGUGGUUCUGGUGGCGGCGGUGGCCAGGUCUCCGACUGCCGUGGCGUGACAAACCCUAUCACCAUAAGCAAUACACACCAGAGCGGUUCUCAGUGGGCUGUCAGUUGCAAUUAUGUUUCGGGCCAAGGCCUUCUCAGCAAGCCCGGGAUCACUGUGACGGGCUUGCCUGCGUGUGUGGACGAAUGUGCCAAGGUCGCCAGCUGCAAGGUCGCGCAGGUCCUGCCCCAGGUUCGGAACAACUGUCUGCUAUACUCAGCGUACAAAAUCCCGACCACAGCCACGGGAAGUCAUUUUGCCGUGAGAUCUUAA